Messenger RNA from Portunus trituberculatus (swimming crab), 1710 nucleotides. Its product is annotated as fork head domain transcription factor slp1-like. Bases 176 to 1570 code for a protein of 464 amino acids. The transcript has a single exon. The record is from RefSeq and is a predicted model, not a curated record. Gene Ontology annotation, biological process: regulation of transcription by RNA polymerase II. NCBI's taxonomy places the organism in Eukaryota, Metazoa, Arthropoda, Malacostraca, Decapoda, Portunidae. Gene Ontology annotation, cellular component: nucleus. Gene Ontology annotation, molecular function: sequence-specific double-stranded DNA binding; DNA-binding transcription factor activity.
GCCGCCGCCUCACAGUUACAGCUAAGCCGUGCGGGCAGAGUAACGCGCUGUGACGCACUGGCUGCAGGCCGCUCACUAUGGACCACAAAUACCACCACGGUUUGUAGUGCGUGUGUGUGUGAUGGAAAGAGGCGUGCCGCGCCCCUGAGUCCUGGCGCCUAAAGGAGUGACAAGGAUGGUAAGUGUGGACCUGUGGAACGCUUGCUCCGCCAUGGCCCGCACGCCGCUCAAACACGCCUUCUCCAUCAACUCCAUCCUUCCUGAGACAGCCCUCGAUAACCCCGCUGAGCUGCCCAGGGACGUGCCCACACCCAAGAACGAGCUGCUUGUUCAUGACGUCGAGAUGACGACGGCCGAUGACGACGACGAGGAGGAGGUGGAAGAGGACGUGGACAUUGACGUGACGAGCGCGGUGAGUCCCGGAGUGAUGUCCGACUCGGAGGUGGAGGAUCACGCUGAUAAGGACGAAAAGGAAACGAAGAAGGAAGGAGGGGAGGAAAAGAAAGAUGGUGAGGAAAAGAAGAAACACGAGAAACCACCGUUCAGUUACAACGCGCUCAUUAUGAUGGCCAUCAGAUCCUCUCCCGAGAAACGCCUCACGCUGAACGGCAUCUACGAGUUCAUCAUGAAGAACUUUCCGUACUACCGCGAGAACAAGCAGGGCUGGCAGAAUUCCAUCCGCCACAACCUCAGCCUCAACAAGUGUUUCGUGAAGGUGCCGCGCCACUACGAUGACCCCGGCAAGGGUAACUACUGGAUGCUCGACCCCUCGGCCGACGACGUCUUCAUCGGCGGCACCACGGGCAAGCUGCGGCGCCGCUCUACCGCCGCCUCCAGGAACAGACUCGCCGCCUUCAAACAGUCCCUCCUUGGACGCUUUGGCUGCUACCCACCGUUCGCCCUGACGCCUUACGCUGCUGCGGCUGCGGCAGCAGGCCUGGGGGGAGCUUUGGCACCAGGCACCCUGCCUGCAUCCCUGCCCGGCACACUCCCCGGAGCACUGGCUUCAGCCCCACUGUACCAGCAGGCUAGCGCUGCCGCUGCCGCAGCUGCAGCCAUCUACAGAGGAUAUUCUCCCUCCUGUUACUCAGGGCCACUGCCAGCCGGUCCAACCCCGGUGACAGGACCCGCGCCACCCUCGGGAUUGCUCAAGCCCACAGCCCUCACGCCGGGCAUCUCCCACCCCCACGUCACCUCCUUCAGCGUGGACCGCCUACUGUCUGACACCCCGAUCAGCGCCUCGCCUCCCUCGUCUUCGUCGCUGGCGGGUCACUCGCCGCUUCUCUUAGGUAGCCUCGGAGGGGGAUCACCCAUGUCCCCUUACGACGUGUACCGAACCUCCCUGCUGUCCCAGGCCGGCCUGAGUCAUACCUUGGGGGGAGUGGGUGCCGCCAACCUGGCCUCAGGUCUCAGUGGAGUCGGGGUGAGCAUGGUGGGAGGUUUAGGGGGCGGCACCCCGACGCCGCCGAGUCCCGGCGUGGUACCCGCCUCGGUCAGCAGCAGCAGCAGCGAGGCGGCGGGGCGCAGCGCGGUAUUCAAGCCAGUGACGGUGGUGGCGCGCCCCAGCUAGUGCCUCCUGCCGCGGGGUGCCGCUGUAUAUAUUGUAUGUAUUUGAUCCAUUUUGUACAGUCCCUUGUGUGGCCACGCCAAAGGUGUACAGCACGUGUACAGCAGUAACUUAUGUCAAUAAUAACUGAAAAAUGUACAGAA